This is a messenger RNA of Ascochyta rabiei, 201 nucleotides long. RefSeq lists its product as uncharacterized. The record is from RefSeq and is a predicted model, not a curated record. NCBI's taxonomy places the organism in Eukaryota, Fungi, Ascomycota, Dothideomycetes, Pleosporales, Didymellaceae. The transcript has a single exon. Bases 1 to 201 code for a protein of 66 amino acids.
AUGGCCCCUGCACUAAGGAUGACACGCUCAAUCAAAGAGAAGCUACCAUUUUUUUGCAGGUUCGAAUCUUACUCGACUCAUUCAUGUAAUUAUUACUGCUUCUUUUUGUUUCACCGCUUCCUUCCGCUAGCUCUGGUACUUGCACGUACGCCAAGAUCGAUAUCAGACAAGACCUCUUUGCAAUCGGAAUGCGGUAUGUAG